Messenger RNA from Penicillium canescens, 1830 nucleotides. RefSeq lists its product as uncharacterized. Gene Ontology annotation, molecular function: FAD binding. NCBI's taxonomy places the organism in Eukaryota, Fungi, Ascomycota, Eurotiomycetes, Eurotiales, Aspergillaceae. The record is from RefSeq and is a predicted model, not a curated record. Bases 1 to 1830 code for a protein of 609 amino acids. The transcript is spliced from 6 exons.
AUGACUAUAGUUCAGUUGCCCAAUGGCGAUAGUGGCCACAAGCACACAUCUAUUACUUCAACCGAUGCUCUUAUUAUUGGCACUGGGCCAGCAGGUGCAUCUUUGGCAUGCUUCCUAGCCUACUAUGGCAUUCGUGGAAUCAUGAUCAGCGCAUGCCCUGCGACCGCGGAUACUCCACGGGCUCACAUCACAAAUAUGGCUGCAAUGGAGUGUCUCCGUGAUAUUGGUCUCGACAAAGAAUGUGAACGUCUUGCGACCAAUGGCAUGAACAUGAUGCACACCCGGUGGGCAUAUAGCAUGGCGGGAGAGGAAUAUGCACGAAUUUAUUCGUGGGGACAUGAUCCAAAGCGAAAGGGAGACUACGAAACCGCCAGCCCCUGUGAUCCUGUCGACCUCCCGCAAACCAUUCUCGAACCGAUUCUUGUUCGGAACGCAACGCUCAACGGUUUUAAGUGCCGCUUCGAUACACAAUUUGUGAGCUUCACACAAGAUGAGGAGGGCGUCACAUCCACACUUAAGGAUGGCAUUACUGGAGCUCUAUACCAAGUCCGCUCCAGAUACCUCUUUGGAGCAGAUGGCGCUAGAAGUGAAGUUUUUCGACAAGCAGAGCUGCCUUUAGACGUGCGGCCAGAUCAGGGUCUUGCAUUUAAUGUGCAUUUGAAGGCGGAUCUAUCCAGCUAUAUGCAAUACCGCACCGGAAAUCUUCACUGGCUUUUGCAGCCAGACAAAGAACAUCCUCUUUUUGGUUGGGCUUGUAUUGCAAGAAUGGUGAAGCCCUGGGAUGAGUGGUUAUUCAUUGUUCUGCCUGAGCGCGGAAAGGAGAUGGAAUGCAAUCCCUCAAAUGAGGAAUGGGAAACCCGAAUGAAGGAAUUUAUUGGGGAUGAUGCAAUUUCCACUGAGAUAUUGGGUGUCUCAAAGUGGCGCAUCAAUGAUGUUGUUGCGGAAAAGUUCUCUAAAGACAGAGUGUUCUGUCUAGGAGAUGCAGUCCAUCGACACCCACCUUCAAAUGGACUGGGCUCUAAUACAUGCAUUCAAGAUGCUUAUAACCUGGCAUGGAAAGUUGCACAUGUUCUCAAAGGCCAUGCAUCACCUUCUCUACUUGAGACUUACUCAGUCGAGCGCCAGCCAGUUGGCCGCGGUGUCGUCACCCGCGCAAACCAGUCAUUCCGUCACCACGGCCCAGUAUGGGAAGCACUAGGAGUGGCACUUCCAACGCCAGAGUUGCGAACAGAAGCUCUUCACGAGCUAACUCUACGAACUGAGAAGGGCCGUGCUCGUCGCAGCAGACUGCAAGCCGCAAUCGAAGAGACAGAGCACGAGUACCAUGCCCUUGGCACAGAAAUGGGCCAGUAUUAUCAAAGCACUGCAGCAUACUCUUCAGAUGAGAAAGAGUCAUUCUACAGCCCAGAAGUGAUGGCCAAAGAUCCAGAUCUCGUUCUCACGCGAAGCACGUAUCCAGGAUGUCGUCUCCCUCACGUCUGGCUCAAUGAUGCCAUUCCCGUGCAGCGUAUUUCGAGCAUUGAUCUGGCCGGGCAUGGUUACUUCACCAUUCUGACCGGUAUCGGAGGUGAGGCUUGGAAGACUGCAGCUUUGCAGGUCGGGGCUGGCCUUGGUAUGAACAUUAAGGCAUACUCCAUUGGUUUCCGUCAGGACUAUGAAGAUGUGUACUUUGACUGGGCGCGUGUUCGGGGUGUUGAUGAGACUGGGUGUAUUCUUGUCCGACCUGAUCGAGUUGUGGCUUGGAGAUGUCACGAUGUACUCGCCGACCAGGCCCAGUGUAUGUCCAAACUACGAGACGUCAUGCUCAGUAUUCUAGGUCGGCAAUCAUAG